Plasmopara halstedii is the source of this 183-nucleotide messenger RNA. RefSeq lists its product as uncharacterized. The record is from RefSeq and is a predicted model, not a curated record. The transcript has 2 exons. The coding region runs from base 1 to 183 and encodes 60 amino acids. Lineage: Eukaryota; Oomycota; Peronosporomycetes; Peronosporales; Peronosporaceae.
AUGACACUCAAGGGUAUACAGCACACGCUACUACAAAAUAUACUCGAAGACUUUGAUAAUAUUCUUGAACUCACAUUGACAACAAUCCGUAAUUCACUUAAUUCCUUCAAAUCCUCUCCACUGCAGCUACAGCAAUUUGACAUCUUGGAAAAUCCAAAUGCUAACUAUAAGGGCGAGACAUGA